Messenger RNA from Gymnodraco acuticeps, 1880 nucleotides. Its product is annotated as syntaxin-3-like. The record is from RefSeq and is a predicted model, not a curated record. Gene Ontology annotation, cellular component: endomembrane system; synaptic vesicle; plasma membrane. Gene Ontology annotation, biological process: synaptic vesicle fusion to presynaptic active zone membrane; exocytic insertion of neurotransmitter receptor to postsynaptic membrane; intracellular protein transport. Lineage: Eukaryota; Metazoa; Chordata; Actinopteri; Perciformes; Bathydraconidae. The transcript has 10 exons. Bases 230 to 1075 code for a protein of 281 amino acids. Gene Ontology annotation, molecular function: SNAP receptor activity; SNARE binding.
CGCAGCCUGCUGCCCGCUGGGAGCAGCUGCGCUCCGCCGCCAUGGUCAUCACCUAGGGCGGUGGACCUCCAUGGACCGGACCCGGAAGUGCCCGACAACGGCAAACGGAGCCAUCCGCCCCGCUGGAAUGGCGACGUGAAUGGCACCGCCUCGGCCAUAUCCUGGUCCCCCAAACACUCUAAGCAGAGGUGGUGGAGACCGGCGCCCGUGAUCAAACCAGGGCAGGUGCAUGGCCGAGCUUCCAGUAAUGAAGAGUGACGCAGGAAGCGAUGACGUUGAGAUUCCAGUGGAGAAUCAGGCUUUUAUGGAUGAUUUCUUUGCUCAGAUAGAAGAUAUCCGCGCCAGCAUUGACAAGAUUGAUGAGAGUGUCACAGAAAUCAAAAAACUCUACUCCGCCAUCCUGUCAGCUGCUUCAUCUGAACAGAAAACACAGGAUGAAGUUGAAGCCGUCACCAAUGGGAUCAAGAAGUCGGCUAACAACGCAAGAAACAAACUGAAGAGUAUUGAGGGCCAGCUUGAGAAAGCAGAUGAAAAAGCCUCAGCUGACGUCAGGAUACGCAAAUCACAGCAUGCCAUCCUGGCCAAGAAGUUUGUUGAGGUGAUGACCCGAUACAACGAGGCUCAGAUGGACUUCAGAGAUAAGAGCAAAGGACGGAUCGCCCGGCAGCUGGAGAUCACGGGGACAGCAACGACUGACGAAGAACUGGAGGCCAUGCUGGAGGGAGGAAACUCGGCUGUGUUCAGUGCCGGGAUCAUGGAAUCUAAGAUCACCCAGCAAGCCCUGAAUGAAAUUGAGGCCCGUCACAAAGACAUCAUGAGGCUGGAGAGCAGCAUCAAGGAGCUCCAUGACAUGUUUGUGGAUAUUGCCAUGCUGGUGGAGAAUCAGGGGGGUAUGAUUGACAGAAUUGAGAGCAACAUGGACCAGUCGGUGGGCUUUGUAGAGAGGGCAGUGGCCGAUACCAAAAAGGCAGCCAAAUUCCAGCAGGAGGCCCGCAGGAAACAAAUGAUGAUCUUCUGCUGCUGUGUGAUUCUGGCCUUGAUACUCGGUUCAUUUGUCUACAGCUUCUUCAAAUAGUAAUGCUGAAUGAGCCCCCCAGCGGGGUCCCACAGUGCGGGACGAGGCAGAGCAAAGUAGAGCCCGGGCUCAGUUUCGUCAUUUCACUCCUUCAAAUUAGAAAUAGAGUUUGAAAAUCUUUGCAUUCCUUCUCCGUUAUUUCUGAUAUGUUAUUACAACUUUUUCAACAUUCUUAGGGAGUUCCACAUUUAAAUUCAGUUUUAAUGUCAGAUCUUGUUGAACUAAAUAUUAGAGACACCUUUCAAUGCCUGCAAUGCGCUGCAUCUAAUACAGCACCAAGACUAAAUGACCUUUAGUUCCAACAAAAAGCUUUAAAGGCUUGAUGAAAGGGAAAUGUGUUGCUUAACUCUAACCAAUGCAGUGUAAAUCCCUGUUCCUUAUAAAAUGUAAGAACUACAGGUUCAAUCCACGAGCAGAAAAUAUGUUUUUCAUCUUUGGCCCUGCCGACAGUAUCUCUAUAAAUAUGUAUGGUAUUAGGUACAGGAUUUGUCAGUCAAUGCUAGUGUAUCUGUAGGACUUUUUAGGAGUGAUGAGUAAGAUCAGCUUUAAUUUAUAUAUUUAUCCACUCUUAACAUAGUAAAAGUAUUGGUUUUUUUCUGUAUGGUGAUCCUAAAUAUGUCUUCCUUCCGAAGAUUAUUUAAAAGCUGUCAAACCUGGAUUCCUUUUUAGGUGGGCUUUAAGAGCCCCAUUAACUACUAUCUCUGUUCAUUUAAAUACUUCAAGUAACAGACAAUGAACAGUGUCAGGAUCUGCUUUCAUAAAUACAUUGAAACAGUGACUAACUAAUGAGAAGUAAUGUUAUCAU